This is a messenger RNA of Linum tenue, 411 nucleotides long. The record is from the annotation of a GenBank genome assembly. Lineage: Eukaryota; Viridiplantae; Streptophyta; Magnoliopsida; Malpighiales; Linaceae.
GCUUUCGAUGAAUGCUCCUUUUCCAUUCUAUUUUGAUGUAUUAUUUACCAUGGAUGUGUUUACCUGCCGUCCCAGUGGCCAGCUGGUGGUGUGUGGCAUGCACAGCGUUUCAGGUUUCCAUUUCCAUGGUAGGUAGAGGGAGAGAAAGAGUAACGGAAGAUAACAUGGCGAACAACAAAAGAAGACGUAGAAUUUUGUUUUUGCAAGUUAAAUUUGUAACCUCACCAGGAGAAAUAUUGAGGUGGUAGAACUUAAGAAGCAGUGGCAUUCAUUCUGGAACACGUGCUUGAGCCUUGAGAUGUCAUUCCUACGGGCUAUACAGGUUGGCGUACAACGUUGUCCGUUUAUGUUCAUCAAGUCCCAGCCUGCAUUUCCUGAUCUCCGGGGAAUCCUCCUUAUGAUGAAUUUCUU